CAAUAAUAAUCAGCCCCACAUCUUCUUCCUCGACAAAAAAGAGCACAUUCAUGCUUUCCCCAACCCCUUAAUUAAUCACAUUACAUUUAUAUAUCAAGUAUACUUUAUUACACCUUCAUAUAUUUUCAAUAUUUAAUGCUAGUUCAAGCUACUACGGCAGCAUCAAUAGCUUUUACAUGAUGGGUUUUGGAACUACUGAUGAUCUUUGCAACACAGGCCUUGGUCUAGGGCUUGGCAGCUUCCAUGCCGAGCAAGAGAUUUGUUCUCAACCAGAUCAUCUUUUUCAACCAAUUAAGAAGGAUAAACUAGCCUUGAAAUAUGAUCUCUUGCUCCCAUCUCUGACAUUAGGUCCUUCAGAAGAGGUGUACCGAUCGAUUACAAAAAAAACCGAUGCAGAUUUGCAGCCACAGGCGUCAUCUCUUAGUGCAGUAUCAUCAUUUUCUAACUCGAGUAUUAAGAAGGAGAGAGAAUUUGGUAUUGGUGAAGAAGUAGAUGUAGAGAGAGUCUCUUCAAGGCUUAGUGAUGAAGAUGAAGAAGGUAGUCCCAGGAAGAAACUUAGACUAACCAAAGAGCAAUCAGUCAUUUUGGAAGACAACUUCAAAGAUCACAGCACUCUAAAUCCUAAGCAAAAGCAAGUCUUAGCAGAACAGCUCAAUCUAAGGCCACGUCAAGUAGAAGUAUGGUUCCAGAACAGAAGAGCCAGGAGUAAGCUGAAACAAACUGAGGUAGAUUGUGAAUUACUGAAGAAAUGUUGUGAAACACUAACAUUAGAGAACAAGAGGCUGCAAAAAGAGCUGCAGGAGCUUAAAUCAUUGAAGCUUGCUUCACCUGUAUACAUGCAGCUGCCUGCAGCGACGCUCACUAUGUGCCCUUCUUGUGAGAGGAUUUGCAGCGGAAGUGAUCAAGGCUCUUCUACUAGCACUUUCACAGUUGGGCCGAAGCCUAAUUUCUACAAUCCCGAUACCCACUCAUCCGCAGCUUGCUAGGCAACCUGUAAGGUCAGAACACCAGCAUUUUUGUUGAUACCUGGCUUCUGUGUCCAAUGUAAAGACUAGUCUGAUUGAACUUAUAAUUUUGUAGGGUUUCUCGUUGCCCUUUAUUUUUAAUGUAUAUCAUGCUUGUAAAUUCUUAACAAAAUUCUAUGAUGUAACUUCAUUUCUUCUUUGGGGUUAUUUGUAUUAAUAUAAUUGUACUUCAAAUAAUCAGAUCAUUAGAUGGAGGUACAUUUGAACAUUAUUAUUCCUAGAAGGUAGUGUAUGCAAGGAUUGUUUACCUUGCUAAUAAAGGGUGCAUUUCACGA
Messenger RNA from Populus nigra (black poplar), 1300 nucleotides. Its product is annotated as homeobox-leucine zipper protein HAT22-like. Gene Ontology annotation, biological process: regulation of DNA-templated transcription. Gene Ontology annotation, molecular function: sequence-specific DNA binding; DNA-binding transcription factor activity, RNA polymerase II-specific. Bases 177 to 986 code for a protein of 269 amino acids. NCBI's taxonomy places the organism in Eukaryota, Viridiplantae, Streptophyta, Magnoliopsida, Malpighiales, Salicaceae. The transcript has 3 exons. The record is from RefSeq and is a predicted model, not a curated record.